Messenger RNA from Diospyros lotus (date-plum), 1367 nucleotides. Its product is annotated as protein RESPONSE TO ABA AND SALT 1-like. The transcript has a single exon. The record is from RefSeq and is a predicted model, not a curated record. Gene Ontology annotation, molecular function: sequence-specific DNA binding. Gene Ontology annotation, biological process: DNA-templated transcription. The coding region runs from base 358 to 1104 and encodes 248 amino acids. Lineage: Eukaryota; Viridiplantae; Streptophyta; Magnoliopsida; Ericales; Ebenaceae.
GUGGGUUUUGCCGAUAAGAUAGAGCCACCGUUUUCCUUCCUUUCCCCUCCUUUUCCCCCCUUCUUUCCUAUUUCUCUCUCCCUCUCUCUAAAGGGAAAAAAAAAAAAAAUUUAUUUACUCAAAGACGUCUCUCUCUCUCUCUCUCCGUGAGUACAAAUUCCCAGGAGCUCUCUAGUCAUGGCCGCCCGGUUGACAAACGCCUUCUGUGACAGUUUCCCUUUACUUCUUCCCUAGUCCCUUCAUUGCCUCCAUUCAACAUCAAAAAUCAAAAUUCCCCCCCCCAAUACAUACGUAUAUAUAAAUUCAUUCCACUCUGCCCCCACACCCACAAAUGCCCUCUCUCUCUGAUCAACAAUUAUGCCUUCUUCUUCUGGAGCAUCCACGAGCAAUAACAAUGGCGGCGUUGGUGUUUCAUUCGAAUCCUUUCUAGAAGGCUGGCUGGUCCGUCAAGAGCACUACCUGGACGAGCUCCUCACCGCCCAGCAAAACCACCACGAAUCCCACGAGCGCGACCUCAAAGACUUAAUCUCGAGGGUCCUCUCCCACUACCAGCAAUACUACGAGGAGAAGUCCCGAGCCGCCCAUUGCAAUGUCUUCAUCGUCUUCUCCCCCACCUGGUUCACUCCCUUCGAGAGGACCUUCUUGUGGAUCGGCGGCUUCAAGCCCGGCAUGGCGUUCAGCCUAGUGGAGACUGCCGUCGACGACCUGACCCAGGACCAGCGCCGGCGGGUCGCCCGUCUGAGGCAGGAGACCAGGGCGGAGGAGAAGGCGCUGACGGACCAGCUGGCCAGGAUUCAGGAGAGCGUGGCGGCGCCGCCGGUGGUGGAGCUGGUGAGGCGGGAGGGGCAGGGGCAGGGGCGGAGGGAGGGAGAGGAGGGGGACACCGACGCCGUGGUGGAGGCGCUGCGGGCGGCGAUGGAGGGGGUGCUGGGAAGCGCCGACACGCUGAGGACGAGGACGGCGGAGAGGGUGGUGGAGAUUCUGAACCCGGUUCAGAAUGUGAAGUUCCUGGCGGCGGCCGCGCAGCUGCAGCUCAAGAUCAGGAUGUGGGGCUUGCAGCGGGAGAGGGGCCCAGCACCCGCGGCAUCUGGGUUUACUACUUGAUCAUUAACAUACAUACACACACACACAUAUAUAUAUAUAUAUAUGCUUUUGGUUAGGCUUGGUUUGGGUGAUGGUUUAUGGUGGUGGUGUAGGAAGGAAGUUCGUUCUUAAGAGAGUUGAGAAGAAAGAAAUGAUGAAAAAUGUGAUUGCUUCAUGUAUGCUCAAAAUCCUCACUUAACCAAGAGGAAAGAGGCGGGGUGUGAACCCUUCCCCUUCCCCUUCCCCUUGUUAAAUUCAGUUAAAUAUUUACUAAAUUUUAAUUA